This is a messenger RNA of Exophiala viscosa, 1056 nucleotides long. RefSeq lists its product as uncharacterized. Gene Ontology annotation, molecular function: N,N-dimethylaniline monooxygenase activity; flavin adenine dinucleotide binding; NADP binding. The transcript has 7 exons. The record is from RefSeq and is a predicted model, not a curated record. Lineage: Eukaryota; Fungi; Ascomycota; Eurotiomycetes; Chaetothyriales; Herpotrichiellaceae. Bases 1 to 1056 code for a protein of 351 amino acids.
AUGACUGACCAGUUUGCUUGUAUAGGACUUUCACGCAAUCCUACCUUACCGAACAUUCCAGGUGUGCAAGACUUCAAGGGAACGGCAUAUCACACAUCUCGGUGGCCUCAGGAAGACGUUACUUUUGAAGGCAAGAGAGUAGGUAUAAUCGGCACUGGAGCGACAGCCAUACAAGCUAUACCUGUGAUAGCCAAGACGGCUAAAAGUCUAACAGUGUUUCAAAGAACUGCGAACUGGCGAGAAGCUUUCUGGGAAGAACUAUACGCAAAACCAGGCUUCCCCAUGUGGCUGUGCAAUUACAAAGAGAUAUCUGUCGAUGAGAAGGCUAACGACCUUAUCACUGCAUUUGUCGCGAAAAAGAUCAAAGAGCGAGUUCACGAUCCUUGGACAGCUGAUAAACUUGUCCCGAAGAACCACGAGUUUGGAACAAGGCGAGUUCCAAUGGAAACAUCCUACUAUGAGGCUUAUAACCAGCCCAAUGUACGCCUCAUUGAUCUGCAUGAGACACCGAUCGAGCGAGUCACGCAGAAUGGGCUCAAAACAACUGACGAGGACUUCGAAUUUGACAUACUCAUAUAUGCGACAGGUUUCGAUGCCGUAACGGGAGCAUUCGAUGCAAUCGACUUUCGAGGCAUCAACAACCACAGCCUAGUAGACGAAUGGAGAGACGGUCCAAGGACGUACCUCGGCCCUACGAUCGAGCACUUCCCCAAUAUGUUCAUGUCGAUUGGUCCCCAUCAAGCCUAUGGCAAUAUCCCUCGCAGCAUUGAAUAUGCUGUUGGAUGGGUAGCGGAGUGCAUCGAAUAUUGUCGAGAUCACGAUAUCACUUCCAUUGAGGCGAGAGAUGAGGCCGUACAAGAAUGGACUGAUCAUGUCCAUGCUCUUGGGAAGAAUCUUCUCAGUAACAAGGCUGACUCUUGGAUGAGUGGGGUGAACCGCAAUGUGGCAGGCAAGGAUAAGCGAAUCGUGGCUCGGUACAUGGGAUCCUCGCCAGAUUUCCGCAAGAGGUGUAACGAGGUGUCAAAAGAUCAUUACAAGGCGUUCAAGCUUGAAUAG